Molecule: messenger RNA, 315 nt
Organism: Acanthamoeba castellanii str. Neff
Lineage: Eukaryota; Discosea; Longamoebia; Acanthamoebidae
Exons: 2
Coding region: 1-315 (104 amino acids)
Source: RefSeq, a predicted model, not a curated record
AUGUCCUUACAUUCCAGCCAGCCAGCCAAGAAGUCAGCCUCAAUAGACCACACCAUUCCGAUACUGGGCGAUGACAAGCCCCUCCAGUUUGUGCGUCGCGGGUCCCUCAACCCCGCCGACCUUUACGCCCCCAUGUACCAGGCCAGCUCCGAUCCGGCCUCUGCCGCUUCAGCUUUGAUGGGUCUGCCCGAGGACAAGUCCUGCGUUCACAUUGAGGGCGAGAUGGAGCGUACACUGCACAAGACGGAGAAGCACCACCCCGACAUCAUCCUCAACGCGUUCCCUUCCGACGUGGGCGGCCAAGACGACAUCUGA